Molecule: messenger RNA, 3992 nt
Organism: Phlebotomus argentipes
Lineage: Eukaryota; Metazoa; Arthropoda; Insecta; Diptera; Psychodidae
Product: inositol polyphosphate-4-phosphatase type I A
Exons: 7
Coding region: 183-3983 (1266 amino acids)
Cellular component (GO): cytoplasm
Molecular function (GO): phosphatidylinositol-3,4-bisphosphate 4-phosphatase activity
Source: RefSeq, a predicted model, not a curated record
UUUGAUGUGUUGGGAAGAUUUGGGCGUCGAGGGAGUGUGGCUGAAAAUCUGCAUAUUAUGCAGUAAAAAGCUGAAAAAUCCCGCUCAAAAGUGAUGUUAAAAGCAAUUUGAUGUCAUGUGCGUGCCGUUAAAUCACUGAAUAUCGUUUCUGUGUGUGGAUUUGAUGAAACUGUGCCAAGAGGAUGAGGUUCAACAAACUGGAGCUGACAACGUUGGCCACGCAGCCUAGUAAUAAAUUCGAGAAGGAGGGACUUGUGUGGUUCACAGACAGGGAAGGCUUCUUUCGCCGCACUGAAGGGGAUCGGGAAAGUGACCCUGGGAGACGUGGUUCGUGGAAGAGGCGAAAGAGUUUAAGUUGUAUAGGUGGCACCGGCAAAGUGAGCACGGAGCGUUGGUGUCGCUUGCGUGGAAAUUUGCUGUUUUACUUCAAGACCAGCGAUCAGUUCUCUGAGCCACAGGGCGUCAUUGUUCUGGAGAAGUGCAAGGCCACGAUCUACAGCGAUGCUCGAGAGUCGGACGGAUUUGCGUUCUACAUUGAGUUUGAGGAUGGCUUGACGCAGAGAAUCGCUACAAAUUCAGAGGCUGAGCGUCUGGAUUGGACGCGUGCAAUCCAGAUGGCAAGCUAUGGGGAGUUGAGGAGGCAGCUUCAGGUAUUGAUGGAGAAAAUAGAACGGAAGCGCGGGAACAUUCAUGACCUCGACGUUGACAUGCUACGGUUGCAGAAUGGAAGAGAAAUCGACAUCAACGAGGUACCUCUCUGUGAGUCUGCAAUCAUGUGCGACAAUCUUCUCUGCGAUGGCAAUGGCAGGCCACCAAAUCCGUCGGUCGUUGUCCAAGUUACCACAUCCAAUCGAUUGGGAUGGAUUAAAUAUGGACGGACAGAAGUGAUUGAGAGGUCAUCAAACCCUCAAUUCCUCUGCACCAUUACAUUUCGCGCCUCUGACGGACUCAGUCCAUCAUCUCAGAUACGCUUCACGGCUUACGAUGUCCGGGAGAAGGUGUCUCAGACGGCAGUUCCAUUGGGCACAGCUGAGAUCGCACUGGGUGUGAUUCAAGACACUACAAGGCUCAGGAUUCCCUUUAGAUCCAACACGGGCAAUGCGGGAUUCAUUACAAUUCUAUCAUGGAGUCCUGAUCAGGACAAAAAGGUUUCCACAUCGAGAUCACCAGCCAAGGCAGCUGAGCAUCAGUCAAUGGGUCACCGGAGAUCUCAGUCACUGCCACCAAAGUUGGGAGUGAAACUCUUCGUGCCGCCACAGGGGAAACUGUCUCUAGUAUACACAAAUCCUAUCAUCCACACUUACCGGCUGCAAUCUGGACUUGGCGGAGACAUCACAGUGCAUGAAAUGAUGAUGGAGAGUCAGCUGUGCUUUCUAUUGCCGCAGCAGCUGCUGUCGAUUUGGAUUCUGAGAGAGAAAGAGUUGCUACAAGAGAUCUCAGGCAUGGGAGAACUUGGGGGUGAGUGGAGGAAUAAGCAAAUGGAUUUACUGGAUAAGCAUUUGCGACUGCUGAAGGACUAUUCUCAGGCCAAGCAGAAUCUACAACAACGUACAGGGAAAUUCUUCAAGCCAUCGAGUCACAAAGGCGAUGAAUCUUUGGAGUUUGCUCCGGUGAAUCUCCAUCUGCAGCGAUUGUGGGCGCACAAUGAGACUUUGAAGCGAUCCGGGGUGUUGGAUAUUGUCACUGUGGGUGCUUUUACGAGGCACAACGGGAAGACAAAGACUGGUGGGUUGAUCAAGCAGUUGCAGCAGUUGAAGCAAUCACCGUCGAAGAUGGAACAACUGCAGAAUGGAUGCAAAGUCCAGGCAGCAAAUGACGCUGUCCAAGCGAUCAAACAAUUGAGAAAGGAAAUUGUGGAGAUUAUGUCUCAGCUUUUAAUGCUGGCGAAGAGUAAGAAUCCCAAGGGAAUGCUUCCAUUGUGCAAUGAAAUGAUGACCAAGACACGUUCUCUGUUGACUCUCUGGGAACCGAACUUGGUGGAGGAGGCUUUUGAGUUUAUUGAGCGACAUCGCAUUAUUGAGGAUGCUACGGAUAAUACACUUACACCUUUAUCGCCAUUUAAAAAGAUAACGCAGCAACUCGGUGCUCUGGAUCUUAAGUCUCCAGAUCUGGAAGAUUUUGCCACACCAAUGGGUCCGGCCCCAGAUCUUUGGCCACGAGCGGGCAGUAAGAAGAAAACACCAACCGGGGCACUGAGAGGCAAAUCUCCAUCGGCAACGGACUUAAAUACAAUCUCCACUAUUCUUGUGGAAACUGCUGCAUCUUCCAAGAAGGAUUCUGCAACUGAGGCGGAAGUACUGUCAUGUUCUCUUCCAGUCACUUGUAAUAUGGACACAGAACUGAAGUUCAAUGAAACGCACUUUGAUGUCAAUGGAGAAAUUUCUACAUCGGCAAGGAAUCCUAGUGAGGAAUCACAAAUUGAAUCUUUUGACGAGAAUGGAUAUAUGUUAGAGAAUCCCGCAAUCGUGUUGGGACACAAUGGCGCUUUCCUGGACACUAAAGUCAUGAGUUCUAGUCCUUCAGCAAACUACUAUCGUCCUACGGAGGAACCUGAACCACUGGAUCUUACACAGUUGAAUAUCGAAGCAUCUGUUAUGUGUCUUGUGAGCAAGGUAAAAUUUCUCUGUGGACGUUGUGGUAGUCCUGCAGUACGACUCAGGCAACCGAAGAGUGUGGUGAAGAGAUCUGGUUUUACAGCAACGCCUCCGGAUGUGGUGACAAGUCAGCCAGGAUUGCAAAAUGUUCCACAGGAAGCAGAGACAUCGGCUCAGGUGGUGUCAGCCAAGCCUCCGAAUCUUUGCAGUAAGGAUUUGAAUUUGGCAUUAACUCAAGCUAUUGGAGAGGUCACCAGGAAGGUAAAGAAGGGCAAUAAGUUCACAGAUGGACUGGAUCUGUCCAUGACAACGGAUUGGACGUCAGAACUGAGGCCAUCGAUGAGGAAAUUGAGGCAAGCUAUGGAUGGGUUACUAAAGACAGCCAGGCUGAUUCAUUCUGUCCAGAGAUUGCAGCAGGACAUGAAGAGAACUACGGCCACCCUGAAUAUCAUGUAUCGUCGAGAUGUGUGCUUCUCUCAAGCACUGACAGUUCUGGUAUCGGGAUUGAUGGGAAAACUGUGGGGCGCUCAGAUUAGUGACAAUUAUAUUCAAUUGAUGUGCAAUUUGGGACCUCUGGCAUACUUUGAGGGACUCCUAUCGCUGUAUGGAUCAGAGACGGACAUGUGGGGUGAUAUGUGCGUGGCCAUUGAGGACCUCUCGGCUGUUCGCUUCACCCUCAUCCGAAGCAAUAUCCAGCGAGAUACCAAACUCUUGCCUGUCCCGCGGAUUGUGGGCUCUAGGCAGUCACUGACAGUUCUUCUGCCCGUGCCCGAGAUCGUCUACUGCGCCUUGCCGACGAAGGAAAGCCCCACGUUCAAGGUGACUCCUGUCUUUUUCAACAUCGGCAUCAACGAGAAGGCCACACUGUCGGAAACACUACGAUAUACAGCUGAGCAGCAUAGGAGUAACUGGGAUAACUUUGACAGACUCAAGCAGUAUCACAUCAGAUACAAGAAACUCAAUCUCACCGUUCCCGACACACCAACGAAGAGUGAACCACACGUGCCAAUGCAAACUGUCGUGAAUCUUCUCAACGCCAUGGAGGAUCAGCUGAAGCUGAACACAUCGAAAAAUGUGAAGAUUCUCCAUCUGGCUGAGGAUAUCACGAGAGCUCUCCAUGGAGUACAAUUCACAUCGUGCAAAAGUGCCAAAGACCGAACAGCCAUGGCGGUCACGCUCCAGCAAUGCCGACUUCUGCAGCAGGAAUUCCAUUUGCCAGCCACGAAUCUGCAGACGGUGAUGGACACAAUGCGAAGUGAGGGAACAAGAGCGGACAACACGAUGAAGAACAUCGGAUUGCGGAAAUAUGCGUUCAAUCUGCCUCAGGUGUUGGCUCUGCCCAGUCUUUAUCGGCCCCCGGCCGGCAGCUAUGGCAAAGCGCAGACUUAGAUGGAGUGA